This is a messenger RNA of Xyrauchen texanus (razorback sucker), 1406 nucleotides long. RefSeq lists its product as uncharacterized. Lineage: Eukaryota; Metazoa; Chordata; Actinopteri; Cypriniformes; Catostomidae. Bases 100 to 801 code for a protein of 233 amino acids. The record is from RefSeq and is a predicted model, not a curated record. The transcript has 6 exons.
AGGCUUCAGACCAACAACUCUGCCUUCGCGGGCAUUUUGGAUCACCUCAGAAGAUCGUUUUUCAGCAAGGACAGCUGUUAUUCGGCGAAAAAAGGAAGCAUGGUUCAGCCCAGGACGAGCCAUCGUCCAGCUACUGGAUUCCUGGAGGAACGCCUAAGAAAUAUCAGAAAGAGAUCACGCCGUGAAAACUGCUCAAGCCGUAAAAUCUGUGCAAGCCGUGAAAACUCUGCAGGCCGUGAGAAGGAUUCUCAAGCCAUGAGCAGCAUCUUGGAUAUACCAGAGCCAAGUAUUUCACCAGACAGGGCAGUGCAAAUUUCUGAAUGGCUCAAAAAUAAUAUGUGGCCAGCUGACAAAGUAGCAGAAUACAUGAAAGAAACAGCCAUCCAUAGGGCUCAGUGGAUAAGAGCUAAUGGGACAAAAGCGAUUGAGGACAUAAAUUGUGAAUUCCCUCGACUCCUUGAUACUCCAGGCAUGAUUUCACAAGACUUCUCUAUAUUAUUCCCCGACCAUGCAGAGAGAAUUUGUCAAAAUUGGAAAUUGAGUUUCAAAGACAAAAUCCUUCACUUCGCCAGCCAGGAGAAAAAGGCUCAGGAGCUUCUCCACAAUGUAGAAAAUUUGUUUCCAGAAGUCCAAAGUGACAUUGCACUCAGGCUGCUACCUGUGAUACUGCCCACCCCUGUCUACAAAAACGGGAUGAAAAUGUUCAAACCAAGCUUGGAAGAAAAUAUCAAGUCUUUCAUUGAAUUCAAGAAUGUUGGGACCAACAUAGUUGAAUACUUGGCAGGUGGCUGGGCUCACUAAACCCUUCCCCUUCGUCCUUGGUCUUGGGGAUGACAGUCAGUGCCAUCAGGCCUUUGUAAUUGUUGGCAAACAGGCACUAUACAGCAAAACACUCUCCUUGGUGCUGUGGACACAUGCUUUAAACUUUUUUUAUGUUUUGGACAUCCAUUUCCCAAAGCAGUGCGCACCAGUGUGGGAAUUUUUGCAGACUGUUGUCUACAAACUCCCAGGAACAGAAUCCCCUUCAGUAAGACUGCUCCGUGGAUAUUUGUCAUGUUAAGCAGUACUGGAACCAAAAAAACUAACCCUCUCUAAAAUGUUAUGAGUUUAUAUGAAGAGGAAAAUUGUCAGACUAAUGCAUAUAUCUAAAGCAUUUUACUUGUGCCACUGUGUUCUUGUGCCACUUUGUUAACCUUACUCUCUAAAAAGCUAUGAGUUUAAAUUAAGAUUAAACUAAAAGUUUAAGUGUCAAACUAAUUUAUAAAGCACUUGUGCCACUUUGAUAACCAAUGUUAAAAGUGAAGCUGUAAUUCAAUGUUAAAAGUGAAGCUAAUGUAAUUUAAUGUUAAAAGUGAAGCUAUAAUGUAAUUUAAUGUUAAAUGAGAAGCUAAUGUAAUUUAAUGUUA